Molecule: messenger RNA, 2745 nt
Organism: Silurus meridionalis
Lineage: Eukaryota; Metazoa; Chordata; Actinopteri; Siluriformes; Siluridae
Gene: afg1la
Product: AFG1 like ATPase a
Exons: 13
Coding region: 27-1430 (467 amino acids)
Cellular component (GO): mitochondrion; cytoplasm
Molecular function (GO): ATP binding; ATP hydrolysis activity
Source: RefSeq, a predicted model, not a curated record
AAAGUUUUCUUGUCUUGAAUGCCAAAAUGGCAGCCGGCAAAGCGUCCUUGGUGGCUAUUAGUGUUCGGUGUAUUUUAAAGAAAAAGCUCAUCCCACAGACUUUAGCAGGUCCAUACUUUAAAAAUGCAACCAAAGGAUUUUCAUCAAGUGUACUGUCUCACUCCAUUGAAGACCCCAUUGCAACAAACACUCCAAGCAGCAGUUUUAGCAGCCCGCUCGAACACUACAACAAUCUCAUUCAGCGUGGAGUACUACAAGAUGACCAACAGCAAAGGGCUGUUCUGCAGGCGCUAGAUAUAAUGCAGAAAAAGCUCAAAGGAUACAGCAAUAAACCUGAAUCUUUUAUAUUAAGACUAUUCUCCAGGCAAAAGCCACCAAAAGGUUGCUACAUCUAUGGUGAUGUAGGUACUGGCAAAACCAUGGUCAUGGACAUGUUUUAUGAGCAUGUAGACAUGACAAAGAAAAAAAGAGUUCACUUCCAUGGCUUUAUGUUAGAUGUGCACAAAAGAAUCCAUCGUCUUAAACAGAGCAUGCCGAAGAGAAAGCCAGGGAAAAUGGCAAAAGCCUAUGAUCCUAUUGCACCAGUUGCAGAGGAAAUAAGUGCGGAGGCUUCCUUGCUCUGCUUUGAUGAGUUUCAGGUCACAGACAUUGCAGAUGCCAUGAUUCUCAAGCAGCUCUUUGAAAACCUCUUUCUCCAUGGUGUUGUAGUUGUAGCCACUUCCAACAGACCUCCAGAUGAUUUGUACAAAAAUGGAUUACAGAGGGUGAACUUUGUGCCAUUCAUUGCUGUACUUAAAGAGUAUUGUAAAAUACUUCGCCUUGACUCUGGAAUUGAUUACCGCAAAAGAAAUCAACCUGCAGCUGGAAAGCUCUUUUACCUCUGCAGUGAAGACAAUGUAGAUGCAACCCUGGACAAGCUUUUUGAUGAAAUGGCAUUCAAGCAGAAUGACAUAACCCGUCCCAGAUCUCUGAAGGUACACGGCAGGACAGUGACUCUGAACAAAGCCUGUGGGACCAUUGCAGACUGCACAUUUGAGGAGCUGUGUGAUAGGCCUUUGGGGGCCAGUGACUACUUGGAAAUGUCAACGAUAUUUGACACAGUGUUUAUUCGCAAUAUUCCUUUACUCACCUUGAAUAAGAAGACCCAGGCUAGGCGCUUUAUCACUCUCAUUGAUGCAUUCUAUGAUCACAAGGUGCGAGUGGUGUUACAAGCAGAGGUACCUUUAGAGGAUCUGUUUGUGAAUGAAGGACACCAUGAUGAUGAGAGGAAUAUUUUAAUAGAUGACUUGGGUUUAAAAAGGGAUGCUGCUGGUUCACUGUCAAUCUUCACCGGUGAGGAAGAGGUGUUUGCUUUCCAGCGUACAGUCUCGCGCCUCACAGAGAUGCAGACAGAGGAGUAUUGGACAGAAGGGGAUCGAAGUUCUUCAUAGCACUUGUCACUACCAACUCCAGAUGUAAUGGUUCUAUAUCACUUCUAAGCAGUCCAGAGUUCUCUGUUUUGCGAAAGCUUUGGAUCAUCGCUAAUAUUUAAUUUAUAUUUUAUUCUAAACUGUACAAUACUUUACUCUGUCGCACUUUAUUCUAUAUUUCUGCAGGCUGGUGAGGCAUGUACAUUUUAGUAUGCCAAAGGAAUGCAUUCAGUUAUGUGAAUGCAGGUUUAACUUUUAUUUAUCAAAUGAACAAAGGUUCACAUCAUUCAAGAUAAAAGCAACGUCAUACAGUAUACUGUACAUCCCAUCUACACAUUCACCAAACUGAAAUGACUCAUGUGCUUGUACUUUGUUUCUGUCAAUUAUAUUUUAAAGGACUGUACCAGAGUCUGAUUGCAAAUAAGUUAAUUAUAAAUUAAUAUUCUAUGGAAAUACCCAUUUUUGAUGUUAUAAAGGUCAUUAAUCUAAAUUUUGUCUUGGCCACACCAUUAACUGUUUAUUUUAAUUUAUUUUGUUAACAAUAUUUAAAAUAUCAACUGUAAUUCAUGCAAAUUUGUAUAAAUAGCACAAACAAUACCAUGUUGUUAUCCAAAGUAAUAAGAAAAAGAUAAAGAGGUGUACUGCACAAUCCUUAAUUUUGAGUUACUGACCAUACUGAAAAUAAUCUUGACUUCCUGGCUUCUAAUUUUAAGUGAAAAAUAGUUUUUCGGUAAAACAGCAUGACAUGCUUUUGCGGACAAAUGUGGAAUCAAAUAUAAAAUUUUACUAGCUAACUUUUAGUUCAACAGGCAUUAUUAUUUAAUUGUGACUGUGUUUUAAAGAACAUUGAUCAGAUGGUUUGUGUCCUGAUGAGAAGUACCGGUAACUUCUGCCAAACAAGAUUUUGAAGUGUUUGGUAUUGUGUAAAUAAAUUAUGAUUGCAUUUAAUUUGUACAGUAUAUGAAGAAAAAUAAGUGUGUUGGGAAGUAUGCAGCCAGUUCAACGGUUUUUUGGGUUUUUUGCUUGACCAUGGCAGAUGUAUGUCUAUUUAUUUAUCUAAACUAAAAAUGUGUCAAAUAAAUUAUACAGCAGGUUAAUAUUGUCAUGAAAUUGCCUUAACCAAGCGCAGCUUGUUUUUUAUUUUGAAUUAAUGAAUUGGAUAAGAAAAUUAGAUCUCUGCAGUUGCAGAUGGUAUGCAUAAGUGUGUUCUAUGGUAAAGGGUUUAUUAAUAACACCAGGUUAGAAAACGAAACUGUAUUUUGUGUAUGCAAAUCAGAAGAAAGAAGAGAAAGACCCUUUGAAUUUUAAUAAAAGUUUCAGUUUUACCAAAUAAACA